Megalops cyprinoides (Indo-Pacific tarpon) is the source of this 5177-nucleotide messenger RNA. RefSeq names its product mitogen-activated protein kinase kinase kinase 5 (gene map3k5). Bases 761 to 4876 code for a protein of 1371 amino acids. The record is from RefSeq and is a predicted model, not a curated record. Gene Ontology annotation, biological process: MAPK cascade; cellular response to stress; protein phosphorylation. Gene Ontology annotation, molecular function: MAP kinase kinase kinase activity; ATP binding. The transcript has 30 exons. Lineage: Eukaryota; Metazoa; Chordata; Actinopteri; Elopiformes; Megalopidae.
UAAGGUUCAGCCCCCUCCGAGUGUGCGUGUGUCUGAGUAGCAAAGAUAACGAAAGUAGGGCAGGGUCGGAGGACUGUGUCUGAACGCGAUCGGUAGUCCUAACGAUUUCCCAACUUGUGCGAGUGGUUGCGCGCUGACUGUAGCACCGACUAAAGGAUUCAAGAAAAAAACUCCUUUUGCUUUCUAGGAAGAUGGCCGUUCCGAAGACCACUGUACGGUUUUGACGGGGGGUUUAUGCACACGCUGAAACCUGCGUUCCUGGGCAACUUUUGAAACUAAGAACGCGGCGUGGAGACCCGCAAGAAUGUUGACACUAGACGGUAACUGUCUUAUUUGCGUGGACAAAUCCAGGAAGAUGGCUGGUCGUGCAUUCGAAGAUUAAGGUGUAGUAGCUGAAGCGCAUGGCCGCCUGUCAACAGAGUUGUGAUUAUCUACCUGUGUGGAUGAAUAUGCGCUUGGCACAAUUUCAUCCACCCAUAGGGAGGAUUCUGUUCUCGAAAUACCAGUAGACCAUGCACUUCCGACUAGUUAUUUUGACUGUGUUUCAAGCGUGGUUAUCUAAUAAACCCAGUUAUUCAGAUCGCCUUGUGAAAUCAGAUUAAGAAUAAUGGAUAAACUGUGCAACAGCGAUGUGCACACUGUUGCUGUGGAAAAAUACGUAACGUUGCAUGGAUUACACCUUUGAAAACGGGACAGCUAGCUGGCUAACUAUCUUGAGGGAACUGUGUGCUGUUGUCUGAAACAACGCCGAAAUUGAUAGAUGUUCAACGAUUCGAAAAUGAAUCAAGACCCCGGAGAGAUAUCCGUCUCGGUUCCCUCUUUCGCUCCGUCCUCAGACGCUGAAGGCGAUCGUGACAUCCACGCUUGCCCCCGGGAAGGUGGCACCAGUAGUGCCACCGUAAUUCCCGCAGCCGGGACUUUUUGGCAGGACUCCGUGGUGAGUGGGAGCAUCAGUCCCGGUGUCAUAAACUGCUCCGAGAGCGGCGGCGGUUUGCUGUCAACGGGGAAAUGCAAGAGCAGACCCGUCACGGUGGCAUAUGUGAUCAACAACGAAAUUAACCAGGCUCACGCUGCCGAGAACAUGGCCUUGCAGUGUUUGAAAGACGCGUGUGACACCGUAGGAAGUAAGCUGGAGACCGUGCACUUCGGAAAGCUCGAUUUUGGGGAAACGGCCGUGCUGGAUCGUUUCUACAAUGCAGACAUCGCCGUUGUGGAGAUGACAGACGCGUUUCGCCAGCCCUCCCUCUUCUACCACCUGGGCGUGAGGGAGAGCUUCAGCAUGGCCAACAACAUCAUCCUCUACUGCGACUCCAACUCUGACUCCCUGCAGUCUCUACAGGAGAUCAUUUGUCAGAAGAACACUACGUGCACAGGGAACUACACCUUCAUCCCCUACAUGGUGACGCCCCACAACAAGGUGUACUGCUGUGAGAGCAGCCUGAUGAAGGGGCUGACCGAGCUGAUGCAGCCCAGCUUCGAGAUGCUGCUGGGCCCCAUCUGCCUGCCGCUGGUGGACCGCUUCGUCCAGCUGCUCAAGGUGCCACAGGUCAACUCCUGCCAGUACUUUCGCGAGACCAUGCUGAACGAGAUUCGGAAAGCCAGGGAGCUGUACACGGGGGUGGAGCUAGCGGCGGAGCUGGGCCGGAUCCAGCAGCGAUUGGACAACGUGGAGUGUCUGUCAGCCGACAUCGUCAUCAACCUGCUUUUGUCCUACAGGGAUAUCCAGGACUAUGAGUCCAUCGUGAAGCUGGUGGAGACUCUGGAGAAGCUUCCGACAUUCGAUCCCUUCGCGCACCCCCACGUCAAAUUCCACUACGCCUUCGCUCUGAAUCGGAGGAACCUGCCCGGGGACAGACAGAAGGCCCUGGACAUCAUGCUACCUCUGGUGGAGUCAGAGAAGCAGGUGGCCUCAGACAUAUACUGCCUGGUGGGACGCAUCUACAAGGACAUGUUUCUGGACUCGCAUUUCACCGACACAGACAGCCGGGACAGCGGCACAUACUGGUUCAAGAAGGGGUUUGAGUCGGAGCCAACGCUUCAUUCGGGGAUAAACUACGCUGUCCUGCUCCUGGCGGCGGGCCACCAGUUUGACACCUCUUUCGAGCUCCGCAAAGUUGGAGUGAAGCUGAGCAGCCUUCUGGGAAAAAAGGGCAGCCUUGACAAACUACAGAGCUACUGGGAUGUGGGCUUCUUCCUGGGGGCCAGCAUCCUGGCCUGUGACAACAUGCGGGUCAUCCAGGCGUCUGAGAAGCUCUUCAAACUCAAGGCCCCUGUCUGGUAUUUGCGUUCCCUUGUGGAGACCAUACUGAUUUACCAGCAGUUCAAAAAGCCGUCUGGAGAGCAGCAGGCGCCGAAGCAGGAGCUGGUGGAUUUCUGGAUGGACUUCCUGGUGGAGGCGACAAAGAAGGAUGUCUCCUCUGUGCGCUUCCCAGUUUUGAUACUGGAGCCCACUAAAGUCUAUCAGCCUUCGUAUUUGUCUAUCAACAACGACGUGGAGGAGAAGACCGUUUCGAUCUGGCACGUGGCCCCGGAUGACAAGCAGAAAGGGAUUCAUGAGUGGAACUUCCCAGCCACGUCGGUGCGGGGUGUGAGCAUCUCCAAGUUCGAUGAGCGAAGCUCCUUCCUCUACGUGCUGCACAACUCCGAGGACUUCCAGAUCUACUUUUGUACAGAGAUGCACUGCAAAAGGUUCUGUGACCUGGUGAACAGCAUCACAGAGGAGGCGUGGAAGGGUCCGGAAGAAGGGGAGUGUGACACAGAGGCUCUGGAGUACGACUAUGAGUACGAUGAGCACGGGGAGAGGGUAGUGCUGGGAAAGGGCACGUUCGGAGUGGUGUACGCGGGACGGGACCUUAGCAACCAGGUGCGACUGGCCAUCAAGGAGAUCCCGGAGAGGGACAGCAGGUACUCUCAGCCUCUGCAUGAGGAGAUUGCCCUUCACAAGCACCUGAAGCACAAAAACAUCGUGCAGUACCUGGGCUCCAUCAGCGAGAAUGGCUUCAUCAAGAUCUUCAUGGAGCAAGUUCCUGGAGGAAGCCUCUCCGCUCUCCUGAGGUCUAAGUGGGGUCCCCUCAAGAACAACGAGCCCACCAUCGGCUUCUACACCAAACAGAUCCUGGAGGGCCUCAAAUACCUGCAUGACAAUCAGAUCGCCCACCGCGACAUAAAGGGGGACAACGUCCUGAUAAACACAUACAGCGGGGUGCUGAAGAUUUCGGAUUUUGGGACCUCAAAAAGGCUGGCUGGCAUCAACCCUUGCACGGAAACCUUCACUGGGACCCUGCAGUACAUGGCUCCAGAAAUCAUUGACAAGGGCCCCAGGGGCUACGGCAAGCCGGCGGACAUCUGGUCUCUGGGCUGCACCAUCAUCGAGAUGGCCACGGGCAAGCCCCCCUUCUACGAGCUGGGGGAGCCACAGGCCGCCAUGUUCAAGGUGGGGAUGUUUAAAAUCCACCCUGAGAUCCCGGAGUCCAUGUCCCUGGAGGCCAAGGCCUUCAUCCUGCGCUGCUUCGAGCCAGACCCCGACCGGCGAGCCACCGCCCUGGACCUGCUCACCGACGAGUUCCUCACCGUCACCAGCCGCAAGAAGAGGAACAAGAGCAACUUCACAGCUCUGACACCAGGAUCAGAGUACCUGCGUAGCAUCUCCCUGCCCGUGCCCGUCGUGGUGGAGGACACCAGCAGCAGCAGCGAGUACGGCUCCGUCUCCCCCGACAACGAGCUCAACACCAACCCCUUCGUCUUCAAGCCCAGCACCAAGUGCUACAGCGAGCGGGACGUGAAGGGCCACAGGUCCCUGUUCCUGAGCAUUCCCGUGGAGAAUUUCGAGGACCACAGCGCGCCCCCGUCCCCCGAGGAGAAGGACUCGGGCUUCUUCAUGCUGAGGAAGGACAGCGAGAGGAGGGCCACGCUGCACCGCAUCCUGACCGAGGACCGCGACAAAGUGGUGACCAACCUCAUGGAGGCGCUGACCCAGGGCCCCGAGGAGACCACGCUCCAGCGGCAGCACAUCUCCACGCUGGUGGUCAGCCUGGGAGAGUUUGUGCGCAUGGCCGACCGCAAGAUCAUCGCCAGCACCCUCUCCCAGCUCAAGCUGGAGCUGGACUUCGACAGCACCGCCAUCAGCCAGCUGCAGGUGGCGCUGUUCGGCUUCCAGGACGCGGUGAACAAAGUGCUGCGGAAUCACAACAUUAAGCCUCACUGGAUGUUCGCCCUGGACAAUAUCAUCCGCAAAGCCGUGCAGACCGCCAUCACCAUCCUGGUGCCAGAGCUGAGGCCUCAUUUCAGCUUAGCGUCCGAGAGCGACCCGGCCGACCAGGAGGACAUGGACGAUGAAAUGGAGCCAGAGGGAAGCCCCGCCCACCAGAGCAGGGCGGCGCCCAGUGCCCCGCACGACGACACGGUGGCCACCUCCGGAGUGAGCACGCUCAGUUCGACCGUCUCGCACGAGUCUCACGCCGCCCAGCGCUCCGUCAGCAUGGAGCUGGGGAGGAUGAAGCUGGAGACCAACAGGUUGCUGGAGGAGCUGCUGGCCAAGGAGCGGGAGUACCAGGCCAUCCUGCAGCAGGUGCUUGAAGAGAGGGAGCAGGAGAUCAAACUACUGAGGGCCAGGUCUGAGCCCAUAGAUACCCCAGCAUCCUCAGUGACCCUCCGGACCCCCUCCUCAGUGGAGCAGGGUGAUACGGAGCUGGCCAGCUGGCUGAGAGUCCAUGGCGCUGACGAGGACUCCGUGGAGAGGAUUCUGGCUGAAGAAUAUACACUGUCUGACAUGCUUCACUAUGUGACAAGAGAUGACCUGAAGAGUUUGAGAUUAAGAGGUGGAAUCCUGUGCAAACUGUGGAAGGCAAUCGCAGACUACAGAGAGAAACCUUCCUGAAUCCCGCAGGGAGCGGAGGACUUUGACCAGGAAUGAACUUGCGCUCUCUCUCUGCAUCACUGCACUUUGCCCUUACUAUUUAUUAGACCAAAAUGCUGACGUUCACUCCCCAGUGCUACUAAUGUUAUAUCAUCAGGUGAUGAAGAAAGCAUUCCAGUUAAGUGCAUAUUGUACAUAUAUUUAGCUGAGAAAUUUGCAUAACAUACUACGUGUCCUUAUUUUUGUUGAGUAUUUAAUUCCUUUGGGGUAUACUCCAUUAGUGAAGCAAAUUAUUGGAGUUAUGGGUACAUAUUAUUUCAAC